AUGUCGACGCUGGCCCCCCUGCGCCUGCUGCGCGAGCCCUGGAACGCCAGUGAAGGCAAUCAGAGCAACGCCACAGCUGGGGCCGGCGGCGCCUGGUGCCAGGGGCUGGACAUCCCCAAUGAACUCUUCCUGACACUGGGGCUGGUGAGCCUGGUGGAGAACCUGCUGGUGGUGGCCGCCAUCCUCAAGAACAGGAAUCUGCACUCUCCCAUGUACUACUUCAUCUGCUGCCUGGCCGUCUCCGACAUGCUGGUGAGCGUCAGCAACCUGGCUGAGACGCUCUUCAUGCUGCUGAUGGAGCACGGCGUGCUGGUGAUCCGCGCCAGCAUCGUCCGCCACAUGGACAACGUCAUCGACAUGCUCAUCUGCAGCUCCGUCGUGUCCUCCCUCUCCUUCCUGGGGGUCAUCGCCGUGGACCGCUACAUCACCAUCUUCUAUGCACUGCGCUACCACAGCAUCAUGACGCUGCAGCGCGCCGUGGUCACCAUGGCCAGUGUCUGGCUGGCCAGCACCGUCUCCAGCACCGUCUUCAUCACCUACUACCGCAACAACGCCAUCCUGCUCUGCCUCAUCAGCUUCUUCCUCUUCAUGCUGGUCCUCAUGCUGGUGCUCUACAUUCACAUGUUCACGCUGGCUCGCCAUCACGUGCGCAACAUCUCCAGCCAGCAGAAGCAGCCCACCAUCUACCGCACCAGCAGUCUGAAGGGAGCCGUCACGCUCACCAUCCUGCUGGGAGUCUUCUUCAUCUGCUGGGGGCCCUUCUUCUUCCACCUCAUCCUCAUCGUCACCUGCCCCACCAACCCCUUCUGCACCUGCUUCUUCAGCUAUUUCAACCUCUUCCUCAUCCUCAUCAUCUGCAAUUCAGUGGUUGAUCCCCUGAUCUACGCCUUCCGGAGCCAGGAGCUCCGGCGGACGCUGCGGGAGGUGGUGCUGUGCUCCUGCAGCGCGGUGCCGCCGGGUCGGCUCGGGCCGCUGCCGGGGCCACGCAGUGCAGCGGAGUCGAACCCGGCAGGAGCGAAUCGGACCGGACCGGGUCGGGUCGGGACGGGCGGGGCUGGGCGGGGCGGCGGCGGCGCCGGUGCCGCAGGGGCAGUUGCAGCGCUGCGGCGGAGGCCGAUGAUUGGCGGCGGAGCGACGGUGACGUCAGCGCCCGGCCCGGUGCGGCGCGGGGCGGCUAUAAAGGCGGCGGCGGCGGCGGAACCGCCCCCCGCGCUCCCGGUGCCGCUCCGCUCUCGGUGCCGCUCCGCUUCAGACCCGCUCCGGUCCGGCCGCACCAUGAGGGAGAUCGUCCACAUCCAAGCGGGGCAAUGCGGCAACCAGAUCGGCGCCAAGUUCUGGGAGGUGAUCAGCGAUGAGCAUGGCAUAGACCCCAGCGGCAACUACGUGGGCGACUCGGACCUGCAGCUGGAGCGAAUCAGCGUCUAUUACAAUGAGGCCUCCUCUCACAAGUACGUGCCUCGCGCCAUCCUGGUGGAUCUGGAGCCGGGCACGAUGGACAGCGUGCGCUCGGGUGCCUUCGGGCACCUCUUCCGCCCCGACAACUUCAUUUUCGGUCAGAGCGGGGCCGGCAACAACUGGGCCAAGGGGCACUACACGGAGGGGGCCGAGCUGGUGGACUCGGUGCUGGACGUGGUGCGGAAGGAGUGUGAGAACUGCGACUGCCUGCAGGGCUUCCAGCUGACCCAUUCCCUGGGUGGGGGCACGGGCUCAGGCAUGGGCACGCUGCUGAUCAGCAAGGUGCGUGAGGAGUACCCCGACCGCAUCAUGAACACUUUCAGCGUGGUGCCGUCCCCCAAGGUGUCGGAUACGGUGGUGGAGCCCUACAACGCCACGCUCUCCAUCCAUCAACUGGUGGAGAACACAGAUGAGACCUACUGCAUCGACAACGAGGCGCUGUACGACAUCUGCUUCCGCACACUCAAGUUGGCCACCCCAACCUAUGGAGACCUCAACCACCUCGUCUCGGCCACCAUGAGCGGCGUCACCACCUCGCUGCGCUUCCCCGGGCAGCUCAAUGCUGACCUGCGCAAGCUGGCUGUCAACAUGGUGCCCUUCCCACGCCUUCACUUCUUCAUGCCUGGCUUCGCCCCGCUGACAGCACGUGGCAGCCAGCAGUACCGUGCCCUCACCGUCCCUGAGCUCACACAGCAGAUGUUUGAUGCCAAGAACAUGAUGGCCGCCUGCGACCCGCGCCACGGCCGCUACCUCACCGUGGCCACCGUCUUCCGCGGCCGCAUGUCCAUGAAGGAGGUGGACGAGCAGAUGCUGGCCAUCCAGAGCAAGAACAGCUCCUACUUCGUGGAGUGGAUCCCCAACAACGUCAAAGUUGCAGUGUGUGACAUCCCACCCCGCGGCCUCAAGAUGUCCUCUACCUUCAUCGGCAACAGCACGGCCAUCCAGGAGCUCUUCAAGCGCAUCUCGGAGCAGUUCACCGCCAUGUUCCGCCGCAAGGCCUUCCUGCAUUGGUACACGGGGGAGGGAAUGGACGAGAUGGAGUUCACCGAGGCGGAGAGCAACAUGAACGACCUGGUGUCAGAGUACCAGCAGUACCAGGAUGCCACGGCCGAGGAGGAGGGCGAGAUGUACGAGGAUGAUGAGGAGGAGUCGGAGGCACAGGGUGCCAAGUGACGGCCCCGCACUCGCUGCUUUGGGGGGGCCCUGGCCUCGCCCCUUGGUGUCUGCUCCCCUCAGCCCCAUGUUAGCUCAACCCCUCCUGUGCCCCCUCCCUAUGGCCUCCCCUUUUCCCCUUUUUUUGUUUUUUACUGUUUGUGUCUCAUAUUUUUUUUGAAUACUCAAUAAAUUUAUGGC
Centrocercus urophasianus (Greater sage-grouse) is the source of this 2808-nucleotide messenger RNA. RefSeq names its product tubulin beta 3 class III (gene TUBB3). NCBI's taxonomy places the organism in Eukaryota, Metazoa, Chordata, Aves, Galliformes, Phasianidae. The coding region runs from base 1 to 2628 and encodes 875 amino acids. The record is from RefSeq and is a predicted model, not a curated record. Gene Ontology annotation, molecular function: GTPase activity; structural constituent of cytoskeleton; G protein-coupled receptor activity. Gene Ontology annotation, biological process: microtubule cytoskeleton organization; axon guidance; mitotic cell cycle. The transcript is spliced from 5 exons. Gene Ontology annotation, cellular component: cytoplasm; membrane; microtubule.